This is a messenger RNA of Anoplopoma fimbria (sablefish), 3513 nucleotides long. RefSeq names its product glutamate receptor, metabotropic 1a (gene grm1a). Bases 1 to 3513 code for a protein of 1170 amino acids. NCBI's taxonomy places the organism in Eukaryota, Metazoa, Chordata, Actinopteri, Perciformes, Anoplopomatidae. Gene Ontology annotation, molecular function: G protein-coupled receptor activity involved in regulation of postsynaptic membrane potential; adenylate cyclase inhibiting G protein-coupled glutamate receptor activity. Gene Ontology annotation, cellular component: postsynaptic density membrane. The record is from RefSeq and is a predicted model, not a curated record. Gene Ontology annotation, biological process: G protein-coupled glutamate receptor signaling pathway; regulation of synaptic transmission, glutamatergic. The transcript has 9 exons.
AUGUGGCACAAUAUGGCACGCGUAAAGAUGGGUCCCUUCGCUCUCCUCUGUCUCCACGCGCUUUUCUUCCGCGUCCUCGUGCUCUCCCACAGCAGCAUCUAUGAGCGCUCGGCCGUCCCUCGCGCCGUGGUCCGCUCCGUGGCUCGCAUGGACGGAGACGUGAUCAUCGGCGCGCUCUUCUCCGUCCACCACCAGCCGUCGGCGGAGAAAGUAGCUGAGCGGAAAUGUGGGGACGUCCGCGAGCAGUAUGGCAUCCAAAGGGUGGAGGCCAUGUUCCACACGUUGGACCGGAUCAACGCCGACCCGAACCUGCUUCCAAACAUCAGCCUGGGAUGCGAGAUCCGAGACUCCUGCUGGCACUCCUCCGUGGCCCUGGAGCAGAGCAUCGAGUUCAUCCGGGACUCCCUCAUCUCCAUCCGGGAUGAUAAGGACGGCUCCAAAUGGUGCAUCGACGGCACCCCGUCCCACCAGCCUCCACCCUCCAAGAAGCCCAUCGCAGGAGUGAUCGGACCGGGAUCCAGUUCUGUGGCCAUUCAGGUGCAGAACCUCCUGCAGCUCUUCAACAUCCCGCAGAUCGCCUACUCUGCCACCAGCAUCGACCUGAGUGACAAGACUCUGUUCAAGUACUUCCUGAGGGUUGUGCCCUCUGACACCCUCCAGGCCAGGGCCAUUCUGGACAUCGUCAAGCGAUACAACUGGACCUAUGUGUCUGCCGUGCACACGGAGGGAAACUAUGGGGAGAGUGGCAUGGAGGCCUUCAAGGAGCUGGCCUCUCUGGAAGGUUUAUGCAUUGCCCACUCAGACAAGAUCUACAGUAACGCGGGGGAGAAGCACUUUGAUCGCCUUUUGAGGAAACUACGGGAACGUCUACCCAAAGCUCGUGUAGUGGUGUGUUUCUGCGAGGGCAUGACAGUCCGAGGACUCCUGAUGGCCAUGAGGAGACUGGGGGUGUUUGGGGAGUUCCUCCUCAUCGGCAGUGAUGGAUGGGCGGACCGUUAUGAGGUUGUGGAGGGUUUUGAGCAAGAAGCAGAGGGAGGAAUCACCAUGAAGCUGCAAUCAGAGGUGGUCAAGACCUUUGAUGAUUACUAUUUGAAGCUACGUCUGGACACCAACACAAGGAACCCGUGGUUCUCUGAGUUCUGGCAGUACCGUUUCCAGUGCCGCCUCGCAGGCCACCCACAGGAGAACAAGAACUACAAGAAAGUCUGCUCCGGUGAUCAUGGCAAUGAGAGUCUGCAUGACAACUAUGUUCAGGACAGUAAAAUGGGAUUUGUCAUCAAUGCCAUCUAUGCCAUGGCUCAUGGCCUCCAUGAUAUGCACAAGGAGUUGUGCCCAGGGCAGCCAGGGCUCUGUGAGGCUAUGGACCCAAUCGAUGGCAGCAAGCUGCUGGACUACCUGCUGAAAACAUCCUUCAGAGGAGUCUCAGGAGAGGAGAUUUAUUUUGAUCAAAACGGAGACACCCCAGGAAGAUAUGACAUCAUGAAUCUGCAGGGUGUGAGUGAUGGUCACCAUGACUACAUAAAUGUGGGCUCCUGGCAUGAAGGCAUCUUAUACAUCGAUGACUUCAAGCUGUGGCUGAACAGCAGUGACAUGGUCCGCUCAGUCUGCAGCGAGCCCUGCUCCAAAGGACAGAUCAAGGUGAUCAGGAAGGGCGAGGUGAGCUGCUGCUGGAUCUGCACCACAUGCAAGGACAAUGAGAUUGUCCUGGAUGAGUUCACCUGCAAGGCAUGUGAGCUAGGAUGGUGGCCCGAUGAUGACCUAGAAGGCUGCCAGCCGCUGCCUCUGAAAUAUCUUGACUGGGCGGAUGUGGAAUCCAUAGUGGCAGUGGUUUUCUCCUGCGUUGGCAUCCUCAUCACUUCCUUUGUCACCUUUGUGUUCAUCCAGUACCGUGAUACACCCGUGGUGAAGUCCUCGAGCAGAGAACUCUGUUAUAUCAUCUUGGCAGGCAUCUUCAUGGGCUACAUCUGUCCAUUCACCUUAAUUGCCCGUCCUACGGUGGCCUCCUGUUACUUGCAGAGGCUCCUGGUCGGCCUUUCAUCUGCCAUGUGCUACUCUGCCCUGGUGACCAAAACGAACCGCAUCGCCCGCAUCCUGGCGGGCAGCAAGAAGAAGAUCUGCACCAAAAAGCCCCGUUUCAUGAGCGCUUGGGCCCAGGUUGUCAUCGCCUUUAUGCUGAUCAGCAUGCAGCUAACUCUGGAGAUCACGCUCAUCAUUCUGGAGCCUCCUGAACCCGUCAAGUCCUACCCGAGCAUACGUGAGGUCUACCUCAUCUGUAAUACUAGCAACGUAGGCAUGGUGGCGCCGCUGGGCUACAACGGCCUGCUGAUUCUGAGCUGCACCUACUAUGCCUUCAAGACGCGCAACGUCCCGGCCAACUUUAAUGAGGCUAAAUACAUUGCCUUCACAAUGUACACUACCUGCAUCAUCUGGUUGGCCUUUGUGCCAAUCUAUUUUGGCUCAAACUACAAGAUCAUAACCACAUCCUUCUCCGUCAGCCUGAGUGUAACAGUGGCACUGGGGUGCAUGUUCACGCCUAAGAUGUACAUUAUCAUUUCCAAACCAGAGAGGAAUGUCCGAAGCGCCUUCACCACAUCUGAUGUGGUGCGAAUGCACGUUGGAGAUGGAAAGAACGCUCAAUGCGGGGGCAACAAUUUCUUCAGAAUCUUCCGUCGGAAGAAAGCUGUGACUGGCAAUGCCAAUUCUAAUGGCAAGUCUGUGUCAUGGUCUGAAUCAGGUGCAAGACACCCUCCGAGCGGGGGGAAUGUGUGGCACAGACUGUCUGUGCAUGUGAGGAAACAGGAAGCCGGCUUGAAUCAGACGGCGGUCAUCAGGCCCCUAACUAACACCCCCGACCCCCACAGUUGUGCGCCCCCCACCUGCGACCUUGGCACAGAACCCCAUCCUCCCCAAGAACCGUGUGGCGCUAAGCCUCUGUACAACCUGGCGGAGGAGGACGACGACGAGGGAGAUUCCCAGCGCCCCCUCUGGACCCCGACUUGCUCUGUACAGACGCAAGGGCUGGAGUCUAAUUUAGAUAAGCCAGCUUCUUAUUUGGCCCCUCACUUGAUGGGCUGCACCACAGAGCGCUUACAGGGGGCCGUGGUGGACACACACAGCUCCUAUGUCCCUGCACCUAAUGAGCACACUGCCAGGGAGGCCAUCCCUUCCAACGAGCCUUUGAGCUUGACCCCAUCUAAGUUUCCUUUGGCACCACAAGUGGGGGUGUUUGAAGAGAUGGGGUCCGAGGACGAGGAACUGGACCUCUUACACAGCUACAUUUAUGAUGCCAAGGAGGAGGGGGAGGACGGGGAAGGCCAGGAUUUAACUCCGCACAAGGCAAAUCUGGAGGAUUCCCUUGCUCUGUCGCCCCCCUCCCCCUUCAGAGACUCUGUGUGUUCGGGGGAGUCUAUCGGCAACUCCCCCAUCAUGGAGUCGAUGCUCGGAUGCCCUCCGGGCUCAGUCUACACCUCAAACACCCUCCAAGACUUCGCACACAGCUCCUCGACACUGUGA